AUGCCUGAAGAUAACGAGUCUGCGUCGAGGAGUGAGGAAUACAGCGACGAGAACAAAUGCAGUGUACCUUCACAAGAGAAAAGGCCGGAGCGCUCGCGGGUAGUGACCAUCCCCGACUCCGACGAUGAGGCGGAGGAUCUUGAUGAUGGCGACAACCUUGACAAUCCAGCUCGGGAGCAGACACCUACAAGGCAUAGUUUAAAGGCAGCCAAGUCGGGAAAGCGAAUCGAGCCUGGUGGGGAAAAGCAGAACGAAGAGGAUGCUUAUGCAGUUGGCGAAGAAACACAGUUUGCCCUUGACCUCCUCGCGUCCGGGACCGAAGGCACGCUAUCGACAAUUCAAAGUGGUUAUCAGGAGACUUCCCAGAAUAGCUCCCGGAAGCGACCAGACCCAGUGAAGCAGACACCAAGACAGACGCGGAAGAAGGCGACGGUGACCUUCUCAUCCCCACAAUUUUGCCCAGAUGAGGAGGACGACCACGCAGCCCAGCACAAAACCCAAGUCUACACCCAGAUGAACAGCCAGCGCGUGGACCUCGCCAUCAUUCGAGCUAUGCCUCCCCCAACUGACCGAUCGGAUAUAUUCAUAUCAAUCCACCCACAGCACGUGCAGAAAAUCGUGAACGGCACCAAGGAUCACGAGUUCAGGACAUGGAAAAUUCCCAGCACCGUUUCACGAAUAUGGAUCUACGUUACCAAACCCGAGUCUAUGCUCCGCUACAUGGCAUGCAUCGGCCCCGCCAAGGUGCCCGGUGAGAUUGUGAACGAACGCGGGAUCGGCAAUGCCGAGUUCAACAAGAAGGCGGGCAAGCCUGGGUUUGCGUACGAGAUUGAAGAACUAUACGAGCUUAACAACCCAGUUCCGCUUAAACGGAUGAAGGACAACGGCUGGGUUGACGCCGCACCGCAAAAGUACGCAUUUGUGCCCCCGGUGGUUGUGUCUCAGCUCCAGGCAAAUCUUCGAUGCCAACUCCUUCUUGAUGAUGACGGCGAAGGCCCAAUCUUUGAAGACGAGAUCAACGCCUCACAGCCCAAACAAUCUGCCACGCUGUCCCAGGAAACAGGGGAGGUAGAGGCCCAGUUACUCAGCGACAUUGCGUACUCGACACAGCACCCACAUCGGACGACCGGCCCGACCCAACCCAUAUUCCAUGAUAGUGGCAGCCCCGUGCGCAUUCCCGAAGGGGACUUUGACCUGAGGACCUCUCAGCUCGUGACCGCGAGCCAACUGUUGCCGGAGACGUUGAUGAGGGACGACGAGAGCGGGCCACCGAUGGGCUAA
Molecule: messenger RNA, 1281 nt
Organism: Parascedosporium putredinis
Lineage: Eukaryota; Fungi; Ascomycota; Sordariomycetes; Microascales; Microascaceae
Source: the annotation of a GenBank genome assembly